UGAUCUUACCGUAUUAAUUGUUUGAAUACGAUCCAGUGUAAAAUUAUUAGUAUAGAUUUUGUUUUUAAAGUGCUUCAUCAAGGAGUCUCUCUGGUUGUCAUCUUAUGAAAAUGAAAACUGUACUCCAAAGAACAAUGGUUUUAAUAAUAUUAUGUUAUGUUAUUCAAGAACAUACCACAACUGCUGUAACUGAUACCGAUUGUAAAGGUGGAGGAAUUUUCGAAAAGUCUCUAAGAGUUCAUCAACUGCUGAAGCAAGUACACACUGAUGGUGAUGUAGUUGCUAGAACAUUUUACACGGAAUAUGUUAACAAAAAUGAUAAAAGCAAAGAAUUGGAACAGAAAAUAUUUGAUUCUUUAAAAUUUGAAUUUGAUGUCGCAUCUUGUAUAUUUAAGGGGGUUGCAACAGUUGGAGGAAUAGAAAAUGCUGUAAUAUAUGUUCAUACGACAAAAUAUGUAUUCAUGUCUCUUCGGUAUACUCUAGAUUUAUUCUCAAAAAUGAAUGGCUUAGGGAAAAUGGAGAAGGAUUUAUCCCUUUUUGCGACAGUUUUAAAUUCUGUCCUUUUAUACGGAAAGAAAGAUCCAAAACAUUCUGAAACAUAUUCAGGCGAAACAUUUAUGUGCGGAGAUUUAAAAAAACUUCCCGUCAAAGAACAUGUUGUUUUCCAUACGUUUAUGCCAUCAUCGGAAAAGAGAGAAAUAGCUAUUCAAUAUGCUGUAAAAAAGGGUCAUACUUCAUGCGUGUAUAUUUUUAAAAAUGAUCAGCAUUCUUCAAAAUACAGUCCAAGAUCUAUCUCCGCAUUGUCUUAUGAUCCUAAGGAUAAGGAAGUUGUAUUUCCUAUCGGUGCUACUUUUCAGAAGAUUGAAUGUACAUCAGCAGACACACAACCAUUCAAUAGUGUAACACAUUCCGGAAUUGUGUGCUUGGAUUUAAUUUCAGAUAAAAACAGAAAAGAAUUAAUGUCUAAACAAUAUAAACCAGCUGAAAUCUCCACAGAACAAAACAAUUGUAUUCAGUCAGAUAAACCAUAACCACGACAUUUUGACUUUGGCAGAUAUAGACAUAACCCCUUUAGCAUUAAAUACAGCGGGCAUAUAAAAGACAGUUGCAGACCAGAUCUCUGGAGAAUUUUACAAUCGACAAAAAAAAGCAAAUUAAACUAUACAUCUAUCCUCACUAGUGAAAUAAUCUUAGUUUUAAACGGUCAUUUUAAAAUUGACCUCAUCUGAAUAGUCUCAGUAUUAAAAUGUUUAGUCUUGUUAUAUAUAUAAUACUCCCAAACGUGUCCGAUUCCCCAAAACGUGUGUUAUCUCCCCAAACGUGUCCUUAAUAUUCAAUAUUGCCCAAACGUGUCCGCUCUCAUAACCCCCAAACGUGUCCGAUAAUUGUUUUUCUCCAAAACGUGUCCACUAUUAAAAGCCAGAACGUCUCACGUAUUUUCGCGCUUAUACAUGAAUGUCCUAAAAGAAAUCAAUAACGUUAACGGCAAUUCUAUAAUGGGGACACAGUUGAUAAAGUGGUUAUUCAUUGUUAUUAAUUUGUUCAAUGCCGGUUGUUAACGAUUAUCAUAAUUACAAAUUUAACCUGUAACAUAUGAAUUAGCUUUUGACUGAAAUUGCUUAUUGUCCAGUUGCAAGUAUUUCAAGCAAGUACAAACAAAUAAUUCUAGUACAGUUGAAUUAAUCGUUUAUUAUGUACUCCGAUGAUGCCUUUUAUAUCAAUCCGAAUAUUGCACGGCGGGUUUUAUCAAAAUUUACCUUUCUUUUUUUUUUAACAGUUUUGAUAUUUUAAAAGCUCUUCAAAUCAUAAACUGUUUUUCAGGUUUCGAGCAUCAAGAGACAUAGCGUCCAUGGCCAUUGCCAAAUAUUUCAUGCAUUAUUUGAACGACAUCAUGUUAACAAUAAAUACUGUACAUACGUUUUAUUAUCAUACCGGGAAUUUAGGAUUGGACCUAAAUUUUUACGGUUAUUCGGGAUGAAUACUAGUUGAGAUAUUAAUCUAAAAAUUUAAGAGCGAGUAAACACCGAUUUUAUAUGACUUCAGUACGAUUUACCUCAAUCUCGCUUUUAUGUAAAAGAGGCCGUUUUAAAUAUUUACUGCCACUAGAAAAAAAAUAAAAGGGAAAAAAUGUUGCCUUCCAAAAUACAACUAGUGGCACUAUGAAAGAGUUGUUAAAACAAAUUUAAUCUGCAGAGAAAGAGACAUUCUCCCUACACGAGGACCACAAUUUAAUUGAGCACGGCUGCUUACAUUUACACCCGACAUAGCCGAACAGACGCCCACUUUAACCGAGGUUAUACUGCUGGUUAAAAAAAAUACCUAAACUACUUUAUUUCUAUUUUAUAAUGAAAUAUUAAAAUGAGUAUACGUUAAUGAAAAAGCAAUAACCAAAUCACCAACGUAUUUAUAUUAUGGACACGAAUGAUAGUUUCAUUAAAAAGAGAAAAAAAGCUUGAUAUGGAUACGUUUGGGAGAUUGGACACAUUUUGGUGUUUAUUGAAAAAUGGACACGUUUGGGCGUUAGUAAUGAAAGCUUGGUGCCCUUUUACAACUAAAUAUGUUUUGCAGUUCAGUGACGUCGAUGUAGACACGUUUGGGGGAAUAGGACACGCUUGAGGGGAAGGACACGUUUCUGAGUGUUACAUAUAUUUAGAUUGUUGUAAAUUCAGUACUGCUCAGAAAUUUGGAUUGCACUGAAGCCAGUUCUGUUCAGCAGGCAAAAGAAAUUGUAUUGUUUUAUAAUUCCCUCCCUUUUAUCAUGUUAAUUUCAAGCAAUCCAUCCUAAGGUAUAACUAAAAAAUUCUAAUGCAACAUUAUUUGUAGCGUUCAUUUUGAUUGGAUAACGUCAUAAAUUCUCAUGGCAUCAAAUCACAAUUGAUGCUAUGAAAAUGUACACGAAAGCGCAGACGACGUAUUACAGAUUUUAAAUGUAUGAUUUGACGUUGUUUUCUGUCAGUUUCAUUAGAAUGGAGAUAAAAAUAUUGCAUUUAAAGCUCCGAUUGCAUCAGUUGGUGAUUUGAUGGUCGCAAAUACCCGUUUACUAGCUCCGCUAAGGCGUCGACAGUAAACUUAAUUUUCGAUCAUAAAAUCACCAAUUGAUGCCGUCGGAGCUUAAAAUACAAUGCAGUUAUCUCCUUGUCUAUCCCGCCUGUACAAUUGUACAAGCUUUAAUGAUAAAAAGAGAUUAUUUUUAUCAUUGUUUAUCGUUAUACAUGUUAUACAUAUAAUCAACCGUAGACUUAAUGAGCUCAUUUAUUUGUGUCAAUUGUCAUUCAUUAUGUACCAAAAGAACAGGAUUUAAAUGCUGUCACAUGAUAUGCUUACAAAUUUUGAAAUACGGACACCUUAUAUUGAUGCCAUUCAAAACUUUAUAAUUUCUUCACUGUUAGAUGUAACAAUCCAUUCCGAGAUACAAACAGUACUGAAUUAUCAGGCCAGUACAAGAAUAUUAUAAAAAAAAAAAAAAAUAUUGUCACUUUUUAUCAUGUUAAUGUAAAAAAAUCCAUCCUUAGUAUAAAUAGAGAAUUGUAAUGCAACAUUAUUUGUAACGUUCAUUUUGAUUGGAUAACGUCACAAAUUCUAAUGGCAUCAAUUCACAAUUGAUGCUAUGAAAAUGUACACGCAAGCGCAGAAGAUAUAUUACAGAUUUUGAAUGCAUAAUUUGACGUUGUUUUCUGUCAGUGUCAUUAGAAUGGAGAUAAAAAAUAUUGUAAGCUCCAACCGCAUUAAUUGGUAAUUUGAUGGUCGCAAAAUUAUUAAAAAAAGAAAUAUUGUCACUUUUUAUUGUUAUCGACAUGAAUAUUAGUAACUGUAGACUUAGAGAGCUCUCCAUUUGUGUAAAACUACGGAACAAAAAGAACAUGUUUUUAAUGCCAUUGUAUAAUAUUCUAACAAAAUGUAAAAAAAAUGGCACUUUCUUUUAUCAACAACAAAUUUUGCAAUUGUAAAACACAAAUUUCUUUAUUUCUAUGUUUAAAAAUCCAUCCUGAGGUAUAAAAAGUAAUCAUCAUCAGGCAAGUACAAGAACAUUCAGAAACAAAAUAAAUAUUGACGUAGACUUAUAGAGCUCUCAAUUUAUGUAAAACUAUUCAUCCUAAGGGACUAAAAGAACAGAGUUUUAAUGCCGUUAUAUAAUAUUCUUACAAGAUGGAAAAUGUUGGCACCCUUUUAAACUUAAAUUUUUUUACUGUUAUGUCUAACAAUCCGUCCUGAGGUAUAAAAAGUAUUCAUUUAUCAGGCAAGUACAAGAAUAUUAAGAAAAACAAUAAUAUUAUCACUUUUUAUUUUUAUUGACAUACAUAUUAAAAUAUUAUUAUUAACUGUA
Messenger RNA from Mytilus californianus (California mussel), 4324 nucleotides. RefSeq lists its product as uncharacterized. Lineage: Eukaryota; Metazoa; Mollusca; Bivalvia; Mytilida; Mytilidae. The record is from RefSeq and is a predicted model, not a curated record. The transcript has 2 exons. Bases 105 to 1031 code for a protein of 308 amino acids.